Molecule: messenger RNA, 1806 nt
Organism: Megalops cyprinoides (Indo-Pacific tarpon)
Lineage: Eukaryota; Metazoa; Chordata; Actinopteri; Elopiformes; Megalopidae
Gene: larp6a
Product: La ribonucleoprotein 6, translational regulator a
Exons: 3
Coding region: 162-1724 (520 amino acids)
Biological process (GO): RNA processing
Cellular component (GO): nucleus
Molecular function (GO): mRNA binding
Source: RefSeq, a predicted model, not a curated record
CGUCGGCCGUUAUUUGCUCCGUGUUCUCUCACCUGCAAAUCGACUGGCGAGUGAGAGAAGAAGCGAGCAACGCUAUUAUCUCUGAUACAACCCAGAGUGUACUCGCUUCUGAAGAAGAGGAGGUGAAAAAAUUGACAACAGAAAGGUUCAUUCCAGUCAGCAUGAGCGCGGCGAUGGAGUUGCCUUGCCCCGUGAAAUCCUUAUCGGAUUCGUCCAGUCUGACAUCUGAGGAACAGGCAACGGAGGACCCACAGCUGCAGGCUAUGCGGACUCAAGUAAAGAUAACUGUUGCCAUCCAGGCAGCAGAGGACGAUGAGCCAGAUGUAGAACUCUCCUCAAACUACUUAGAUUUCCUUGGGGGCAGCUGUAGCGAAGACGAAGCCGCAAGACUUUAUAAAAACAGUGGUGUCGGCACAAGUGGAGGAGAGUUGGACGAAGAAAGCUGGCAGCCCCCUGACCCAGAGCUGAUGGAAAAGCUGGUGACGCAGAUUGAAUAUUACAUGUCUGAUGAGAAUCUGGAACAUGACGCUUUCCUGCUCAAACAUGUCCGCCGUAACAAGAUGGGCUUUGUCAGCGUCAAGCUGCUCACCUCAUUCAAGAAGGUGAAACACCUGACACGAGAUUGGAGAACAACAGCAUAUGCACUGCGGCAGUCAAAACUGCUUGAGCUGAAUGACGAGGGGCGUAAGGUGCGCCGGCUUCAGCCGGUGCCUGUGUUUGCUAGCGAGAAUCUGCCCAGCCGCAUGCUACUCCUUAGCGAACUGCAGCGCUGGCCUGAGCUGGGCGUGGCACUGGAGGGCGGGGCAGGGGAUGGGGGUGAUGGGGGUGGGGGGGCACAGCAGGAGCGCCUCAUGGAGCUGCUGCUGAAGGCUUUUGGAGCAUACGGCCACAUCGCCUCUGUGCGGAUACUGAAGCCUGGGAAGGACUUGCCACCCGACCUGAAGAAGCUGAGCAGCCGCUACAGCCAGCUGGGCUCUGAGGAGUGUGCCAUUGUGGAGUUUGAGGAGGUAGAGGCUGCUAUGAAGGCACAUGAGGCUGUGGUGGGUGAGGAGGAGGGGGAGAGCACACUGGGGGUUAAGGUAGUCCUAAUUGGCACAAAGCCACCUAAAAAGAAGAUGCCCAAGGAGCGAGCACACGAGGAAGGGGGGAUGCGCAAGAGUAGGUCCCUGAACCUUCGAGUGAGAGAGCUGCAGUACCUGGGAGACGAGUCUACCUGUAGCUCAUCAGAGGCAGACAGCAAUCCCACCUCACCUCGGGUGGUCCGCAAGACCCAGUCCCUCAACAAGCUGAGCCCCACGGGAGGGGGCUUCAGUUUCAUGCAGAACAAUCACCUGAGCCCUGGGGUGUCUCCACGCUCCAGCCCCUGGUCCAGCCCUCGCGUCAGCCCACGUGCCAGCCCUUGCCCUCAACGCAAAACUCUCCAAGUCCAAAAGUCUCCCCUAGCCAAUGAAGGCUGGCUGAGCCCAGAGCCUAGUCGCCGCUGGGCAGACUACUCCUCAGACAGCAGCGUGACGCCCUCAGGCAGCCCCUGGGUGCAGCGGCGACGCCACGUGGUCUCUAUGGAGAGUAGCCCAGUGGGCAGCCCGAUGCUGGGCCGUAAGAUCCAGAACGCAGACGGGUUGCCACCUGGAGUGGUGCGUUUGCCGCGUGGGCCUGAUGGUACCCGUGGUUUCCACAGUGCCUUGGUAGGAGGGCGGGGUAAGCCUGCAGCCACCAACACCUGAUCUAGGUGUUACACCCCGUACCUUGUACGCUUCAGUCACAGUCAACAUACAGUGCUGCAGAGAGAACUGAACCCCCAUGAAC